Messenger RNA from Peromyscus leucopus (white-footed mouse), 1403 nucleotides. RefSeq names its product PDZ and LIM domain 1 (gene Pdlim1). The record is from RefSeq and is a predicted model, not a curated record. Gene Ontology annotation, cellular component: stress fiber; adherens junction; Z disc. Lineage: Eukaryota; Metazoa; Chordata; Mammalia; Rodentia; Cricetidae. Gene Ontology annotation, biological process: muscle structure development; heart development; actin cytoskeleton organization. Gene Ontology annotation, molecular function: actin binding; muscle alpha-actinin binding.
UGAGGCGCGCUCUUUCUCCGACAGCUGCUCUAGGAGCCCUGCGCGCCGUGCUGUUCCGUGCCUUGCCCGUCUGUCCCCCUCCGAUUGUGCCUAGAGAUGACCACCCAGCAGAUUGUCCCAGGGCCGGGACCCUGGGGUUUCCGCCUUGUGGGAGGCAAGGACUUCGAGCAACCUCUCGCCAUUUCCCGGGUCACUCCCGGAAGCAAGGCUGCUAUAGCUAAUUUAUGUAUUGGAGAUAUAAUCACAGCCAUCGAUGGAGAAGACACCAGCAGCAUGACACACUUGGAAGCUCAGAACAAAAUCAAGGGCUGCACAGACAACAUGACACUCACAGUAUCCAGGUCCGAACAGAAAAUUUGGUCUCCUCUAGUGAGCGAGGAGGGAAAACGUCAUCCAUACAAGAUGAAUUUAGCUUCGGAACCCCAAGAGGUCUUGCACAUAGGAAGUGCUCACAACCGAAGCGCGAUGCCAUUCACUGCCUCCCCUGCUCCCAGCACUGCCCCCCGGAUCAUCACAAACCAGUACAACAACCCCACCGGCCUCUACUCUCCUGAAAACAUCUCUAGCUUCAACAGUGCUGUGGAGUCCAAGACCACGGGCAGUGGGGAGGAGGCGAACAGCAGACCCUUGGAUCAGCCUCAUCCUUCAGGCAGCCUCAUCAUCGACAAGGAAUCUGAAGUUUACAAGAUGCUUCAGGAGAAGCAGGAGUUAAACGAGCCCCCCAAACAGUCCACCUCCUUCCUGCUUCUGCAGGAGAUCCUGGAGUCAGACGGGAAAGGGGAUCCCAACAAGCCCUCAGGAUUCAGAAGUGUUAAAGCUCCAGUCACCAAAGUGGCUGCGUCAGUUGGAAAUGCUCAGAAGCUGCCCAUAUGUGACAAAUGUGGAACUGGCAUUGUAGGAGUGUUUGUGAAGCUGAGGGACCAUCACCGCCACCCUGAAUGUUACGUGUGCACUGACUGUGGCACCAACUUGAAGCAGAAGGGCCAUUUCUUCGUGGAGGAUCAGAUUUACUGUGAAAAGCAUGCCCGGGAGCGGGUCACACCACCUGAGGGCUACGAUGUGGUCACCGUGUUCCCCAAGUGAUCACCAGGACCUGCCCCGUCCGCUGCCCUCCAGCCAGCCUGCUGUCCCUGGUCCUCCCUGACAGUCCUGUGCUCUUCUAGUGUUAGUCCUGCUCAGUGAACAUGGAGCUCACCUGUGCUGACUCCCACGAGCCGUGUGAUGCCUGCCUUUUCAUUCCUGGGAAUGGUUUUGUCCCUGUCCCCUCACCAACACCACCAUGCACCUUCCUCACUUGGGGUCUUCUGUGCUGCAAAAGGACAUUGGCCACAAUGGAACGAAGCCAAAUGUAGUGUCUCUCACACUGAUUUUGUUUUACUUAAUAAAUUUAGACUCUUAAGGCA